UGGAUCCGGAGCGGUCCAGAAAGGGUAGCCAGCACAGGGAGUAAUAACGGGAGAGGGGCGAAUAUGAGUUAAUGCUACCCGGGAAGAACACCACCUCGGAGGUGAAUAUCCUGCGAGAAAAAUCAGAGGAUUGAAUGAAAAUAUAGUUAAUUGUUUGACCUGGAGAAAUCAAAGGCGACAGGAGCGUGAGGAGAGAACAUCGAGAUACAUACAGAAGCUCCGAAUUGACUGCCAGCGAACGACUGCGUAGAAGACAGUAUGAGAGGGAGGUGACAGUGUUGAAAAGUCUAUUGCUUUUGAUCAUUUGGAUCUACGGAGUAAAGUGUUUUGUUUUCAAUGCACGUUUUUAUUUUACUUUCGCGGGGAUCAAGACUCACUUCCGGAAACCCACUUAAUUUUUUGUUGAGCUGUCGCUACAGUUUUUGAAUCAAAACUGACGAACAGACUCCAAAACCGGACUAUUGUACUGUCGUCAAUGUCUUGUCAGACGAGAUACGUCAAUUAAAAUAAUUAAAAUAUUAUCUGGGAGAGUGCGGACCGGAUCUAUUGCUAUAAAUAUUAUAUUCAAGAAUUUGACAUUCUGUAGUUAACAAAUAGCCUUUCCCACCCAAGUGAACUGGCGAGAGAGAAGGAUACAUUGUUGCUGCGUAUGAGGACGCGUCUCUGGCACAUCAAAUCAAAAUAGAAUAUUCACUUUUUUUCAUCAUCAAGAGAUUCGCAUUGACUCUACCUAGAUCAGAGGCUUUGGAAUAGAGAGCAAGAAACUGAAACUGACACUAAAAACGGUUUUGACUUUUGUUGUGCCUUGGAAUACACUUACUUGCACAUGAGCACUUUGCUUUGUCAUAUUUAUUUUUGCAUGCACGUGUUUAUUUCUUCUUCCUGCACACGAUAACAUUUUUUCACAAGCUAAAGGUUGUUGUCACUCGUGUUUUUAGUUCCGUGUCCCUCUCCUCCCACCUCUCGACCUGGCAGCGCUUAUUAAGGGCACCAGUUAACUGUGGACUUCGCUAGUUCCUUCAAGGGGGAAGGGUAGAUUUUCAUGUUUGUGCAUCUGGUGGAGGAGACAAAGACAAAAAGCUUUUACUGUGGAUGAUUUAUCUCUCUGAACUGUACCAUUUGUGUCACUGGAUUAAACCACCAGGUUGAAGUCUGGGAAAGAAAACAGCACAGAUGUUUUGGAUUGCUUUCACCUGUUUGUUUUUUGACUGAUUAGUUCACAAUAGGAUACUUACACGGAAUCUAAGAGGCAAAGGCUAUUUUUAGAGUGAUGGGGUAAAUGGUGGUAGUUGGAAAUUGAGACCCCCACACUCAGCUCACCAACACUUCCAGCUUUAGCUCUGGUUCCAUUGUCAGCUGCUGAAUUAUCAAAACUGGAAAUUCGAGUGGGGGUCCUGUCUCAGUCAAGCUCCCAGAUAUUACAUCUCACCCUGCUCAACUUCUUUUUAUCUUUGACUGGAAGUAAACUUUUCUUUCAGCACGGAACAAGGAACAAUGCAUGAGAAACUGCACUUAUAAGAAGCAAACUUGAGUAACCAAAUAUUUUCUUCCCCAUAUACACAGAGAAGCAUAUAUAUAUAUUAAAUAAGAAAUAGCUAUGAAUUAUAUAAGAAUAUAGUUUAAAUAAUUAUAUUAUAUUUUUACGUCAGAAAUAAGCAUUGUUGCCUGAAACCCAGUUCAUUGCCUUAGAGAAACAUAGUAAUAAAGAAUACAGAGGAAAGAUGACGUGAAACUUUUUUGGAAACAAGUUAAUGGUGCCUUUUUAGUUUCGUUGGUUCCUAAUGUCUCCACCACUUCAGGAUUGAAUUGUUGACAAAGAAAUAUUUUUGUGUGAAACCCUUAUAUACCUGCCUUUCCGGUUCAAACCUGAGUUUUAUUGUUGUUGGAUGUAUAUUGCUGGAUUGCAGAGAUUUCUGAAGAGUUCUGAGCCGAGGAUUACCCCUUCACUCUACACUUGAUGCAUCCUCAUAGUUUUCCAAAGUAAUUUUUGGAAUCCCCAAAUUAUAAACUUUGACUUGAUUUCUGGGAUACAGCAGCCCAACACACAAGAGUUUCAGAUGGUGAUCACUUCGUCAGUGGAGGAGAAGUCGCAGCCUUCUAACAGAAUGGUCGCAAAUCUGCCGACCGAAUCCUGGAUCAACAACCCAGAGCAAAGUCGCUACUUACCAACUCAGUCACACCUACUCCGGAAACCGACAAAAAGUGGAAGCAGCUCAGGAUGCAAGCCCCCCUCCUCUACCCUCUGCCAGCCUGCCGCCUUGGGCUUCUCCCCCGCUGAGCCAACCAUGUCGAGCCAGCACAGCCACCCCUCCUUCAGCAACAUCCACUCCAUGGCUGAACAGCAGCAGGUGCUGUCUGAUGCGACCAUACUGCAGAGGAGGAUCCCCCCAAGUUUUAGAGAUCCCGCCAGCGCACCGCUGAGAAAACUCUCUGUCGAUCUGAUCAAGACUUACAAGCACAUCAAUGAGGUGUACUACACGAAGAAGAAGCGGCGUGCCCAGCAGGUGCCCCCAGAGGACUCGAGCACUAAGAAGGAGCGGAAGGUGUACAACGAUGGCUACGACGACGACAACUACGACUACAUCGUCAAGAACGGGGAGAAGUGGCUGGACCGCUACGAGAUUGACUCGCUCAUCGGCAAGGGCUCCUUCGGGCAGGUGGUGAAAGCCUAUGACCACCACGAGCAGGAGUGGGUGGCCAUCAAGAUCAUCAAGAACAAGAAAGCCUUCCUGAACCAGGCCCAGAUAGAGCUGCGACUGCUGGAGCUCAUGAACAAACACGACACCGAGAUGAAGUACUACAUAGUCCACCUGAAGAGGCACUUCAUGUUCCGGAACCACCUGUGCCUGGUGUUCGAGCUUCUCUCCUACAACCUGUACGACCUCCUGCGCAACACCAACUUCCGCGGCGUCUCUCUCAACCUGACCAGAAAGUUUGCCCAGCAGCUGUGCACGGCGCUGCUGUUCCUGGCCACGCCCGAGCUUAGCAUCAUCCACUGCGACCUCAAGCCCGAGAACAUCCUGCUGUGCAACCCCAAGCGCAGCGCCAUCAAGAUCGUGGACUUUGGCAGCUCUUGUCAACUAGGCCAGAGGAUCUACCAGUACAUCCAGAGUCGGUUCUACAGAUCUCCGGAGGUGUUGCUGGGCAUGCCCUAUGACCUGGCCAUUGACAUGUGGUCCCUGGGCUGCAUCCUGGUGGAGAUGCACACGGGAGAACCCCUCUUCAGCGGCUCCAACGAGGUGGAUCAGAUGAAUAAGAUAGUGGAGGUGCUGGGGGUCCCUCCCAACCACAUGCUGGAUCAGGCUCCCAAAGCACGGAAGUACUUUGACAAGCUAUCCGACGGCCUGUGGACCGUCAAGAAGAACAAGGACAUAAAGAAGGUACUUUACCCCUCGGCCUCCGAGUACAAGCCUCCUGCGACGCGGCGGCUCCAUGAGAUCUUGGGGGUGGAGACCGGAGGUCCUGGCGGGAGGCGGGGCGGAGAGCAGGGGCACGCUCCCUGCGAUUACCUGAAGUUCAAGGACCUGAUCCUGCGCAUGCUGGACUACGACCCCAAGACACGCAUCACGCCCUUCUAUGCGCUGCAGCACAACUUCUUCAAGAAGACGACGGACGAGGGCACCAACACCAGCAGUUCCACCUCCACCAGCCCGGCCAUGGACCACAGCCACUCCACCUCCACCACCAGCUCCGUCUCCAGCUCCGGUACGGGACACAGCAGUGGAUCUAGCGGUUCUUCCAAUGACAACCGGAAUUACCGGUACAGUAACCGGUACUACAACAGUGCAGUUACUCACUCAGACUACGAGAUGCAGAGUCCACAGGCUCCAUCUCAGCAGCAGCUGCGCCUCUGGCCGGGGGGAGAGGGGGGCAUGGGUCCCCUGUCCAACAGCGGCAGUAGCGUUGGCGACCCCCCAUACCCCCAGCUGCUGCUGCACAAGCCGGCGGCCACCCAGCACUCACGCCACUUCCUGGGAGGCGGUGGCGUCGGGGGCAUGAUGGAACCCCACCACCCGCACCCCAUCUACGGCGGUCACCACGGCAAUGGGCGGGGCCUGCGGCAGACUGGGCAGGGGAACCAGCCCCAGGGCCAGGCUUCACAGGGCCAGCAGGGCCAGCCUCUGAUGCCCAUCUCCUCCCCACAGAUGCCGGAUAGCAUCGAGCUCAGCCUCACACACCACCACCAUCUGGGUCAGUCUUCCAUCAUGCCGCCCCCAUCCAGCUUGGACUCCAGCCAGUACGGCUCCUCCAACCUCCACCUGGGCCUCUCUGCCUUUCGGACUAGGACGGUCAUGGCCCCCCAGCCGCCCCCCGCCGGCUCCCAGCAACAGUUGGCUCAGCCCCCAGCCUCUCAGGACAGCUUGGUCGCUGCCUCCGGGCUUGGAUACAUCCCCCCAUGCUACCCGGGAAGUAACAACAAUAACAACCCUCCCCAGGGUAGCGUGGUCGGGGGCGGGAUGCUCACCGGGGGGCCCCCACCCAGGGGAGUAGGGGGCGGUGGGGGGAGGCCGGACUCUGAGGAGUCCACCAUGAUGGGUGUGUGCGGCAAUGGAGGAGGCGGUGGUCAGAACACGGCCAACUCUUGAUAAAUCUUGAACAAAUUCCAAAAGCCAUACAAUUUUAACAACGACAACAUUACAAUUUCAACACGCAUACAUACACUGUAUACACACUUGAGUUUGAAACAAAUACGGCCACACAUACAGUUACAGAGACAAACUUGUGAAAUAUCAAAGGAGUUUUGUUUUGCAUGGGAGAAGGUCGAGGGAGAAUAAGAGAGGGAGAGUAAGAGAGGGAGAGAGUGAGAGAGGGAGAGUGAGAGAGGGAGAGUGAGAGAGGGAGAGUGAGAGAGGGAGAGUGAGAGAGGGAGAGUGAGAGAGGGAGAGUGAGAGAAAGAGAGAGAGGGAGAGUAAGAGAGAGAGGGAGAGUAAGAGAGGGAGAGUGAGAGAGGGAGAGUAAGAGAGGGAGGGAGAGGGAGAGUAAGGAGGGAGAGUAGGAGAGGGAGAGUAAGAGAGAGAGAGGGAGAGUAAGAGAGAGAGAGGGAGAGUAAGAGAGGGAGAGUAAGAGAGGGAGAGUGAGAGAGGGAGAGUGAGAGAGGGAGAGUAAGAGAGGGAGAGUAAGAGAGGGAGAGUAGGAGAGGGAGAGUAAGAGAGGGAGAGUAAGAGAGGGAGAGUGAGAGAGGGAGAGUAAGAGAGGGAGAGUAAGAGAGGGAGAGUGAGAGAGGGAGAGUAAGAGAGGGAGAGUAAGAGAGGGAGAGUAAGAGAGGGAGAGUAAGAGAGGGAGAGUAAGAGAGGGAGAGUAAGAGAGGGAAGGCUUUGAAACCAUUUUUAUCCUUUUUUCAGUUUCUUUAUUUUUCUUUUGUUGAAGGAAAGAAACGGGGCUCAGUAGUUGGAAUGGAAAGUUUCAGAUAAGUUUGUUUUUAUUGUUAUUAUUAUUAUUAUAUUAUUUGAUUUUAUGUGAUUUAAGGAAAGGUUUGCAGCGAGAUUUUUGUUGUUUGGGUUGUUUUUUGGAAUGAAGGUAAAAAAGGUAAAUGAAUGGUUUGAAAAGUGGUAAUUGUUGGUUUAGAAGAGGGAGGCACGAGAGAGUACCCUUAUGCUAUUUUUAAAUUCUUAUUUAUUUUCUUUGUUUUUGUUUAGUUUUUCUGAAGUCUAGGUUUAAUUGUACAUGUUUUAUUUAUUAAACAUCACUACAUGAGGAGGAGGGUAAGUGGGGAGAUCGGAAGAGCGCUAAAUUGAGAGGUGGUUUAUUUAUUCAUUUUUAUUUUUAUUUAUACAGGUUUAGUUUUAUUUGCUGAUGGACAGAAUACACUUGCGCAUACACAGAGAAACAAACAAACUAGGGUCUUUUUAGUUUGUUUUUCAGUUCAGUAUAUCUCACCCCCGAAACACACACACACACUUUUGUUACAUUUUUUUUCUUCUCUCGCUUGACACUGGCUUAUAUAUCUGAAACUACGAAACAGAUCAUAGAAAUAAAAUGAAGCAAAUGACAAAAACCGUAGUCACCACACAGUGAGAAACUAUACGAUGAGGAGGCUGAAACAUUUGACGAAGUGAGACGCUUUCAAGAGGAGAGGGGGAACAGAACUUCUUCACAAAAGGAGGAAGUGAUUCAAGAAGAACAAAAAACAACAAAACAUUUUGCCACAAGGAAAACCAAAAUGCUUCCCUGUUGUUUCAAAAAAAAUAGUCUGCCUUCUACUUCAACAUCUAACCAGAAUCUUUCACCCUCUUUCUCUCUCUCUUUUCUUACUCACUUUUGUUUUGGACCGUAAACUACAGAAACGUAACACACAUUUUGGGUUGGAGUAACUCUGGAUAUGCUAAGCCAAAUCUUGCUCACUCUCUCUGUCUCGAUCUCUCGCUCUCUUCUCCUCUCUGCCCCAUUUUUCUGUUGGAAGGGAGGGGGGCAAUAUAUAGCAGGAGGGAGGAGUACAUACUUAUGAGGGGACACUUUCAUGCCCUCCUUACCCCCUACAGCCCCAGUGAACUUCUCUGGCCUCUUUUCUUACUCCUGUCUUUUGUUCUCCCCUUCCCUCCCUCCUUCACGACACUCUGUGAGUGCUGUUUGCCAUCAAGUUUAAAAAAAAAAGUGAACUACUUCUCUCUCGGCUGCUAUCUCCACUUUCAACCAUGUUCGGAUUGCUGCUAAAGAAAACAAACAGACAGAUAAAUAAAUAAAAAUACACUUUUUAACCCUCCUGCUUCAGAAAAAAAUGGAAAAAUAAACCACUGCAUCUCAUGUAUUUAUUACUAUUUAACAAGAAAAAGAAAAGGUAAAAAUGAACCUGUUUUCUUCUGUUUUUUGUUUGGUUGCCUUCUUCCUGCUGGUGAAAGUUGGGCAGUGACUAAAUGUAACAGUUAAAGGUGGUAUUAAAACACGGACUUAGUUUAAGUCAGCCACUGGGCGGGGCCUGAAUGGGGGAAACUGGGUAAGAAUAAAGUUGGAUAUAUAAGAAUAAAGAGUAUACUUUUGCACACAAAGGUCAAAUGCAAAUCACAGCUUUCUGCUUUUUUCAGCUUUCAGUCGACAGACCCUCAUCUGAGCAAUGUGCAUACAGUAGCAGGCCUACCACAAAGACAAACUGUUGAUGUGGCAAGCUAAGUGAUCACUGACAUGGCAUAAUAAAUCUGAGAUUUGCGUUUGACC
Messenger RNA from Oncorhynchus kisutch (coho salmon), 7149 nucleotides. RefSeq names its product dual specificity tyrosine-phosphorylation-regulated kinase 1B. The coding region runs from base 2058 to 4586 and encodes 842 amino acids. The record is from RefSeq and is a predicted model, not a curated record. The transcript has 11 exons. NCBI's taxonomy places the organism in Eukaryota, Metazoa, Chordata, Actinopteri, Salmoniformes, Salmonidae. Gene Ontology annotation, biological process: protein autophosphorylation; peptidyl-serine phosphorylation; peptidyl-threonine phosphorylation. Gene Ontology annotation, molecular function: protein serine/threonine kinase activity; protein serine/threonine/tyrosine kinase activity; ATP binding.